CCCUCGGCGGUGGUGUGUGGGGUGCAGCGGUUCGGCCUUGGCUUCUGCUUCGCCGUGGUGUACAGCGCGCUGCUCACUAAAACCAACCGCAUCUCCAGGAUAUUCAACGCGGGGAAGAGAACCACAAAACGGCCCUCGCUCAUUUCCCCGCGCUCGCAACUCUGCAUCUGCUUCUGUACCGUGUCUGUGCAGGUUGUAGUGACGUUCGUGUGGUGCGUGGUCAGCCCGCCGCGCGCCAUUCAUCACUACCUGGUGAGAGAGGACAACUUUCUGGUCUGCGCCUCCUCCAUCAACGCCUCCUACAUGAUCGCCUUCGCCUACCCCAUCGGGCUGAUCGUGGUGUGUACAGUGUAUGCGGUGCUGACUCGGAAGAUCCCAGAGGCGUUCAACGAAAGCAAGCACAUCGGGUUCACCAUGUACACCACCUGCAUCAUCUGGUUGGCGUUCGUCCCUAUCUACUUCUCCACGGCUAAUAACGUAGAGCUCCGCAUCACCACCACCUCGGUCACCGUCUCCCUCUCGGCCACGGUAGCGCUGGUGUGCCUGUUCACCCCCAAGCUGUACAUCAUUUUGCUGCACCCCGAGCGGAACGUCAGACAGUCCAUGAUGACCAAGUACUCCACCGUCAGGAAUAACUUGUCCUCGUCAUCUCAGCGCGUGGACUCCGGGACGCAGAGUGAAGUCUUCCCCUUGGACUACGAGCUACACGAAAAGAUAAGAAGUAUGGGAGGGGGACAGCCAAGACCCACCUCCUCCACCCAGACAUGUCCCCCUUCCUCCUGCCCCCUCCCCGAGCACCGCUGCACCCUCGUCGUCACCCUCACGCCCUCACCCACGCCCCCAGCAUUCAACGGCCCCGUGCAGGAUGUCCCGGAUGUCCAGCUUUAGAAGGGGAGAUGGGUGAGGAGAAAUGGAUGAUGGGGAAGUUAAGAGAUGGGGAGAUGAGACAAGGCAGAUGAAGGGAUGCUGGAGGAAUGGAGAUGAAGAGAUGAGAGGAGAUGAGGAUGCUGUGGAGAGGAAGAAAAAGGAGAUGAAAGAAUGAGGAAGAAGAGGAGAUGAGGAAGGAGGGAUGCUGUGGAAAGGAAGAAAAAGGAGAUGAAAAGAAUGAGGAAGAAGAGGAGAUGAGAGGAGAUGAGGAAGAACGGAUGCUGUGGAAAGGAAGAAAAGGAGAUGAGAGAAUGAGAAAGAAGAGAUAAAAAUAGGAGACGAAAAGGAGGAGGAAGAAGAGAAGAUAGGAAGAUGAAAGGAAGGUUAAGAAGAGGAAGAGAGAAAGAGAAGUGGGAGAAAAAGAAGAGAUGAUGACGCUGGUAGAAGAAGAAGAACGAAGAAGAGGUAAAAAAUGAAGAUGAAGAAAGGAAGAAAAGAGGAGAGGAAGAAGACAAGUGAAGAAAAGAGCAGAGUGGGUGUGUACGUGUUUGUCUUCUGGUGUUGAGUUGUUUUUUCUUCCUUUUUUCCUCUCUAACUUUCCUUCCCUCCAUUAUUUUCCUCUUUCCUUCAUUAUUUCCUUUUUUUCCUCUUUUCCUUCCCUUCAAUAUUUUCCUUUUUUUCCUUUUUUUCCUUUUUUUCUUCAUUAUUUUCCUCUUUUUCCUCUCCCUGUUUUUCCUUCCCUUUUAUAUUUUCCUUUUUUCCUCUUUUUUCCUCUUUUUCCUUCAUUAUCUUCCUCUUUUUCCUCUGUUUUCCUUCCCUUCAAUAUUUUCCUCUUUUUCUUUUCUCUGUUUUCCUUCCCUUAAUUAUUUUCCUCU
Eriocheir sinensis (Chinese mitten crab) is the source of this 1742-nucleotide messenger RNA. Its product is annotated as metabotropic glutamate receptor-like. Gene Ontology annotation, cellular component: membrane. The record is from RefSeq and is a predicted model, not a curated record. Lineage: Eukaryota; Metazoa; Arthropoda; Malacostraca; Decapoda; Varunidae. Gene Ontology annotation, molecular function: adenylate cyclase inhibiting G protein-coupled glutamate receptor activity. Gene Ontology annotation, biological process: G protein-coupled receptor signaling pathway.